AUAUACUUCCGGGUCACGGAACGCAGAGACUUCGCUCCCGCUUUGUUCGUGUUUAUGAGGAGGGAAAUAAGUUUGUAAAAAUGUCAGACGAGGACGAAUCUGCUCCAGUCAUGAAGAGGAGUCGCAUUUUCUACGGCAGCCUGGAGGAGAAGGAGCGAGAGCGCCUCAGCUUGGCAAUGGCGAGCAGUGUAGGAAAAGGAGGUGAUGCAGUGAAGGCGGGGAUUAAAGCAGGAAACAUCAACUUCUCCUCAGGAGAGACCUUGGAGAUGGAGGAGCGGAUCAGUGAGAGGCAGCAAGAAGUGCUGGCUGAGUUUGAGAGACGCCGGCGAGCACGGCAGAUCACCGUGUCCACUGAUGACGCCGAGGUUAAGGCCGGCCUCCGAGCGUUGGGAGAGCCAAUCACUUUGUUCGGGGAGGGACCAGCUGACCGCCGUGAGCGGCUGCGCAGCGUGCUCUCUGUCGUUGGUCCAGAUGCGCUGAAGAAGUCCAGGAAAGACGAAGAGAGGGUCAAGAGGUCAAAAGAUGAGUGCCUGCAGACGUGGUACCAUGAAGGCCCCGCCUCCCUGAAGGAAGCUCGACUCUGGUUGGCUAGAUACUCUCUGCCUCUAGCCACGAAGCGUCUGGAAGCUGCACGCGCUCAGAAGGAUGUUCCUGAUGCGACCAGGACGAUCCGCCAACAGGAGCUGCAUAAGACCCUGAGGCGAUGAGCCGGUGGCAGACAUCGAGGGUCACAGUGAUCGCGUGUCUCGGGUUUCCUGGCAUCCUUCUGGAAGAUUCCUGGGAACGACCUGUUAUGAUAACUCGUGGCGUCUGUGGGACCUGGAGGUCCAGGAGGAGAUCCUCCAUCAGGAGGGUCACAGUAAAGGAGUUCAUGACAUCAGCUUCCAUCCUGAUGGUUCACUGGCUGCAACAGGAGGGCUCGAUGCCUUUGGCAGAGUGUGGGACUUGCGAACGGGCCGCUGUGUUGUUUUCCUCGAGGGCCACCUGAAGGAGAUCUACAGUCUGCACUUCAGCCCUAACGGCCAUCACCUGGCAACAGGAAGUGGUGAUAACACCUGCAAGGUUUGGGAGUUGCGCAACAGGAAGUGUCUAUACACAGUCCCCGCCCACCAGAACCUGCUGUCGUCAGUCCGUUUUCAACCCACUGAUGGUCACUUCCUGUUGACCGGAGCGUACGACAACACGGCGAAGGUUUGGAGUCACCCAGGCUGGAUGCCACUGAAAACGCUUGCUGGACACGAGGGGAAGGUGAUGGGCGUGGACGUGUCACCUGAUGGGAAACUGAUUGCCACCUGCUCAUACGACCGAACCUUUAAACUCUGGCUGUCAGAAUGAUGUAAUCAAAUGAGAGAACUUGU
Nematolebias whitei (Rio pearlfish) is the source of this 1358-nucleotide messenger RNA. RefSeq names its product PRP4 pre-mRNA processing factor 4 homolog (yeast) (gene prpf4). Gene Ontology annotation, biological process: mRNA splicing, via spliceosome. Gene Ontology annotation, molecular function: U4 snRNA binding; U6 snRNA binding; protein binding. Lineage: Eukaryota; Metazoa; Chordata; Actinopteri; Cyprinodontiformes; Rivulidae. Gene Ontology annotation, cellular component: U4/U6 x U5 tri-snRNP complex. The record is from RefSeq and is a predicted model, not a curated record.